CUGAAGUGACUCUUGGCUAGUUUUGGGCUGGUUUUGUAGCUGAUUUUGGCUGGUUAUGAAAAUUAGACGUGGCAACCGUGGUGCAGCCUGAUAGGAUGAUUGAGUUGUCCAGAGGGUGUUUAGGAUACAGCCAGGCGUGUCCAUUGCUGAGGGAGUACAGGGCUGCCCCACUCUGGUAAUGAUGUUGCAGCACAUAAAGUAGUAUCGGCGCUAGAGAAUGCGUGGGACUCACGUGUAGUUACACACUCGUUUCCUUCUUGUAGGCUGGACCAGCGCAAGUAAGCGCAGAGCGGACGGACAUCGACCACGAUGAGCAAUAGCACUUGCUGCAACUUUGAGGUGCGAUUUCUCUCCUACCUGCUGCCCCCGGUGCUCAUACUGGUGUUCGUGCUGGGCUCGCUCUUUAAUGGUCUCUCUCUGUGGAUCUUCUGCUUUCACAGCAAGUCGUGGAAGCCGAGCACCGUGUGGCUCUUCAACUUGGCGCUGGCCGACUUUCUGCUCAUGGUGUGUUUGCCCUUCCGCACGGACUAUUACCUGCGCCACAAGCACUGGCAGUUCGGAGACGCACUGUGCCGCCUGGUCCUCUUCAUGCUCUCGUCCAAUCGCAGCGGCAGCAUCUUCUUCCUCACGCUGGUGGCCACCGAUCGCUACUUCAGGGUAGUGCAGCCCCACCACAGACUCAACUCAAUGUCCACCCUGUGUGCAGCCGGCAUGGCCUGUGCGGUGUGGCUCAUCUCCAUAGCCGAGAGCGUCUUCAUUCUGACCAAGCGCCGAGAGUUGGGCGGGGGUAAAGAGGGCUCGGAAACUUGUGAGAGCUUCGCCAUAUGCCCCGAAUACUCGGGUAACCUGCAGCACGAUUUCAUCUACCUGGUGCAGUUCUUCGUGCCGCUGCUCAUAGUCGCUUUCUGCUCUUGCAGCGUUAUCCUGCGCCUCCGCCAGCGCAACCUGGACCGACACGCCAAGAUCAAGCGAGCUGUACAGUGCAUGCUGCUAGUCGCGAUGUCCUUCUGCUUCUGUUUCCUUCCCAGCGUCUCUACCAGGAUCGAGAUGUUGCGACUGCUGCGCUCUCCCCAGUGGCACGACUGCGACAUCUACCAGAGCGCGGACACCGCCUUCUACAUCUCCGUGUGUCUCACUUACCUGAACAGCAUGUGCAACCCGCUGCUCUAUUACUUCUCCAGCCCCUCAUUCCAGGCUUUCUACCUCAACAUCGCCAAGUGUCCCAACCGGGCAACCUCCGAAUCAGAAACCAACGAUCAAGUUGCCAACACCUGCCAGACUAAUGAGCAGCCGCAGGGGUAACCAGGGAGGCACCAGGUUUAUUCGCUAAUUCCUGCUGCUACAAACACAACUCAGAGAACUCAAGCAGCCCACUCUACAGACCAAAACUGUGGGCCUACUAUCCAAACUAUUAUUCUUCCUCUACUCAACCUCUUUAUUUCCUAGUCUACUUACUAUAUUCUUCCAUUAUUAAGCAUUUUCCCCCAUAAAGAAUUAGGGGAAUGACUAUGAAAUAUGCUGAAUGGUUAGAAACAAGUGGGCCCUGACAUCUGGGCCCACCUGGAGUUUUCCUGGUAUCCCCUGGGCCAGUCGGAAACUGCUACAGACAAUGCAAUUUAGGGUUCCCUUUAGGGCAAUGUCACACUGGGAUGCCAGGGGCCCACCAGGGCCCACUUUCCACGAGCUUUCCAUGAGCUACGCUUCCCCCUGCCCGCUAUUUGUGAUUUUAAUCAAUACUUCAAUAAACCUAGGGCGGAACACUCGGACACAUCGGUUUCUGCGGAGUAACGCUUCAGGCUCCAUUUCUUCGGAUACAACGUUACCUUUUCCUUGUUUGGUCCACUUUCCAACCUAUACCUCCUUCCCUCACUCAUCCUCUUUAUUCUCCUAGACUAUUUUCUCUAAAUACUAUUCUCCAUUCUUCCAUUAUUAAGCUUUUCUGUUGCCAUAAAGAAAUAGGGAAUGACCAUGAAAUUGGCCACAUGGUUAGAAGCAAGAGGCCCACUGACACCUGGGCAUACCUAGAGUUUUUAAUAUCCCAAUGGGCCAGUCCGACACUGCUUUAGGGAACUCUAGAGGAAAGAGAACCUCCCAAACCAGUGGGUCCAGUAAGCAGCUCAUCCCAAAGUUUAGAGGGGGAUUUUGUGGUGAGUCCUUUAGUUAAUGUUUCACAGAAGACCUUCUAGCAUUUGCAAGAUUAUGCAUAUUAGCAGCCCUGGCUGUUUGGUGGGGUUAUGCAGCUGUAGUUGACCAGUAGGCUCACAACUUUUAGUUUCCCUGUUGUGCAAGUUAAACAAAUCCUUUCUACAAUACAGUUGAGCUGGCCACACACCCGACGAUCUGCUGGUUUGGAGAGGUCAUCAAAUGAGUGGAUCUUUACCCCAUAUGUCCACCUUGAGCUGGGUGAUAUAAGGAUGAGCUAAUUGUUUUUUGGUCCUUUGGUGACCAAAUGGAUCAUAACAAAGGUAAAAGGCAAUGCAGUCCUUGCCUUGAUGGGAAAAUCAAACCUGCCCUAUUGAUAUCUGAUUUAUUUUGGUCCAGAUAUUGGUUGGGCAGGUCUGUCGGCGGGACCCAUAGACUUGCUAAUAAGCUUGGUCCAAAGCAGUUUUUCAGUUUACAGACAUGUUUAGUCUCCCCAGGAGUCACCAAAACAUUCAUAAACCUCCCUUGUUCAACAAGGAUCACAGGCUGGGCAUUCUCUCUUGUUGAUGCCAGAUCACCUAAGGCCCAAAUUACCUUAAGGUGGAUAUUUCCUUAAUAGUGGAAUUUUAAAUUUCUAAUAAAAAAGUUGAACUACCAACUAAUUCAAGGAAGACGGGAUGUUUAACAGAUCCUAUUUCCAA
Molecule: messenger RNA, 2843 nt
Organism: Xenopus laevis (African clawed frog)
Lineage: Eukaryota; Metazoa; Chordata; Amphibia; Anura; Pipidae
Gene: hcar1.S
Product: hydroxycarboxylic acid receptor 3 S homeolog
Exons: 1
Coding region: 310-1302 (330 amino acids)
Biological process (GO): signal transduction; G protein-coupled receptor signaling pathway
Cellular component (GO): plasma membrane; membrane
Molecular function (GO): G protein-coupled receptor activity
Source: RefSeq, a predicted model, not a curated record